AUGUCUGCCAACGACCUUCGGGGAUGGGUGAUGAGCACCGUCUCAGGCGUCGCAUGCGUCCUUGGUUCCUCUAUCAUCUGCGUCGAUGUGCUGGUUCAAGUGGUCUCCCGCCGCAAGAGCUUCCAGAUCGCCAACAGUAGUCAUUUCCUGUCGGCAUCAUUAUGUCUCAGUGCUGGAGUCAUGCUCUUUACCUCCCUCUACAGCAUGCUUCCCACAUCCAAGCAGUACCUUACCCGCGCCGGCUUCUCUCCCGCUGUAUCUGCAUAUAUGUUGAUCGGUCUUUUCAUUGCUGGAGUGGCCGGCAUUCAAAUACUAUCCGCGUUCGCACAUCGUUACAUCCCAUCUCAUGUUGUCGACUGUGCCCAUACCCAUGACGAGUCAGAAAAUGAUGCCGAGCGCGGCGAGGCCGCACACGAGGACCAUGUCCACAACGAUACAAAUGGACAUACCGAACGAACACCGCUGUUGCAACAUAAUAAGCCAUCUUCAUUCAAGUCAACGCCAGCGGUAGUACAAGCGAGCCAACACAUCGAGCCGGCACCCAGACGCCGCGACACGAUGCGGGCAAUGCUAGCGCGCCGCAUUACGUCGUUCAUGGGUGGCGUAAAAUCCGCCUGUGACGAGGACGGGCCUUGCUUCGGGGUUUCUCAAACCUGUGGCCUCGAAUGCAACAAAGUGCUUCCACCACCCAACAGCGAUGAGAGCGCGCGACCAAACUUGCUGCAUUGUGAAGGUAUAUCCGUGCCGCUGGAAUCGGAAAUUUCCCGCGUAGGAAUUGACGACAUUGAACAUGUGCCUCCCACUCCGGAAGGGAGAGAUUUUGACAACAUCUCUGUACAGCAUGACAUGCACCGAUCGUCCACUUCGUCUCCCAUUUUAGACCCACAUUUAAGUCAUCGAUCUCGUCCGCAUUCUGAGCAUCAUCACCAUGACGAAUCUCAUAGCUACCUGGACGAUAUUGAUUCUGGGCGUCCCAAAUCUGCCGGCGGCAACCCCCACCACCAUCACGUUCCUAAAAAUGCAUUCCUUUCCAUUGGGCUUCAAACCUCACUCGCCAUUGCUCUACAUAAGCUUCCAGAGGGGUUCAUUACUUACGCCACAAACCACGCCAGCCCAACCCUCGGUAUGACAGUAUUUCUGGCUCUAGUUAUCCACAACAUUGUGGAGGGCUUCGCCAUGUCACUUCCGCUCUAUCUAGCCCUCAAUUCCCGCUGGAGAGCAAUGUUCUGGUCUAGUCUCCUAGGAGGUAUCAGUCAACCAGCCGGUGCUGGACUCGCAGCGCUCUGGAUCUGGAGCACUGGGCAACGCGGUAGCGACGAUGCCACUGGUCCCUCGUGGGGUAUAUAUGGAGGUAUGUUUGCCGUCACCGCCGGAGUCAUGACUUCGGUUGCGUUGCAACUUUUCAGCGAGGGACUUGGGCUCACCCAUCACCGCGGAAUGGGUAUCGGGUUCGCUGUGGGAGGCAUGGGGUUGAUGGGCCUCAGCUUUGCAUUGACCGCUUGA
This is a messenger RNA of Penicillium roqueforti, 1503 nucleotides long. RefSeq names its product Zn(2+) transporter ZRT3. The record is from RefSeq and is a predicted model, not a curated record. Gene Ontology annotation, cellular component: membrane. Lineage: Eukaryota; Fungi; Ascomycota; Eurotiomycetes; Eurotiales; Aspergillaceae. The coding region runs from base 1 to 1503 and encodes 500 amino acids. Gene Ontology annotation, biological process: zinc ion transmembrane transport. The transcript has 3 exons. Gene Ontology annotation, molecular function: zinc ion transmembrane transporter activity.